UUGUGAUAUCAUUUCCUUAUUGACUUUCCACUAUACUAUGCGUCAAAUUCUUUGAAAAUGGACCGGAUAAAACGGCCGUCCUGAAUCGCAGAGAAGCAAGACAGUACUCUUUAAGUAUUCUACGUCUUUGGUCGCUAGUAUCAGUGCUUGUCGUGUUUUAACAAAGUUCACAACACAGAAUAUAUCAUGGACAAUAUGACCAGUUUGUCCAAAGGUAGGAAAAGUAUCGAUUUGGGGCGUCUAUUUUCGAGAGACGCACGCGCAGAAAGAAAGCUAGCUGUCGGCCCAGUGUAUGGUCCAGUCAAGGUUAAACAUCCAGCCCUACUUUUAACAUCAAAAACCGCCGGAAGAUCUAAGAUGGCGGCAGGUCUGAACCUACAACCUCAGACGGUCAACGGUCGACUCAAACUUGACUUGAGUAACCAGGGUCUGACGUCCAUUCCGGAUGAGGUGUUUAACAUCACUGAUCUUGAGAUUCUCAACGUGUCCAACAAUAAACUGACUAAUAUACCGGACGCGAUCAAUCGCUUGCAAAAACUUCACUGGUUGGAUGCUGAACGCAACAUGCUAAGAAAGCUCCCAAGAGGGAUUUGUUCUCUGUCUAACCUGGAAGUGUUGAUUGUCAGUAACAACGAACUUUCUUCACUGCCACCUGAGUUAGCAAAGAUGAAGAAACUAACCAAACUGUACAUCCACGAUAACUAUCUAAAAGAGAUUCCGCCAGUCGUUUGUUCUAUGUCCAACCUUGAGGUGCUUACGGUCGGUAAGAACCCCUUAAGAUAUCUUCCAGAAGGCAUCACGCGCCUUACUGGGCUGAAAAGUCUUGAUAUCGCGUCUUGCGUCUUUAGAGAGUUCCCAAGACAGGUGCUAAAACUGAAGACACUCGAGAAACUAUUUGCUGGACAACAUCAGGGCAGAAUGUUCCACGUAGUUCCAGAUGAACUGGAGCAACUACAAAAUUUGUGGUACUUGUCUUUGUCGAACAACAACCUCAGAACGCUACCGAGCACAAUGAGGUACCUGCACAACCUACGUGAGGUCUACCUAAGGAACAACCAGUUUGAGACGAUUCCUGAAGUUUUGUGCGAUCUACCGGAAAUGAAGAAGCUGGACAUAAGGAACAACCAAAUCACGAGGCUACCCAGUAGUCUUCACCGAGCAGACAAGAUGGAGGACUUAAAGGUUACUGGUAACCCCUUGUGGUACCCUCCUCAGUAUGUGUGUGACCACGGAACCAGAGCUAUACUGAUCUAUCUGAAACAAGAGGCAGAGAAACGGAAUCUACAUUCAGACAACACCCCAGAAGCUACGAGGGACCAUUCACCAAAUGGGCUAUGGACUGGCUACGGACGGCUUGACUUCCCCGAGCAGCCUUACCUCGGACAUGGCGGGUUCGCCUCCGUAGAGAUGGCCUAUCACCCGGACUGGAAACAAAACAUCGCCGUCAAACGUCUACUUCCUCAUCAUCAGAUACUGGGAAGUGAGCGAGAGUUGCUGUACUCAGAGGCGAGGAAGCUGAACGUUGGAAGUCGUUCUGCCUACGUCAUCAGUCUGCUGGGUGUCUGUCUGGAGCCCCACUUCGCCAUCGUGAUGCCCUACAUGGAGAACGGCUCUCUGGCCGAACUGUUGGCGCUGAAGGAUGUGGACGUGCCCUGGGCCCUGAGGUGGAGAAUGGCGCACGAGAUCUCCCUGGGGAUGACUUUCCUGCACAACCAAGACCCAAAGAUUCUCCACUGUGAUCUGAAGACUGAGAACAUUCUACUUGAUGGUGACUUCCACGUGAAGAUUUCAGACUUCGGCCAAUCAAAGUGGAAGAGUCAGUCACGUGUCCUGACUGGAACGAGCCCCAAGGGAGGCACAGUCACGCAUGCGCCGCCGGAGUUCUUGUCAGACAUCAAUCUCGUUCCCACCGCCAAGUUUGACGUGUACAGCUUUGGAGUACUGCUGUGGGAGAUAAUUACAAGAGACGAGCCCUACAAACAUGCAACAAAGGCGGAACUCAUCAGCGUUGCCGUGACCCAGGGCCAGCGGCCUGACAUGUCCCUGGUCCCGACACAGCCACAGGACGUGAACAUGGUCAGCAAACUGAUGCAGAGGUGUUGGAGGCAGAGGCCGAAUGAUAGACCAUCAUUCAAAGAGUGUGAGGAUGAACUACGGGAUGUGACUAACAGCUCCAGCAAGGAGGAUGUUCUCAAAGCCAUCAUUCGCUUACAGAAGAAG
Branchiostoma floridae (Florida lancelet) is the source of this 2220-nucleotide messenger RNA. RefSeq names its product leucine-rich repeat receptor-like serine/threonine-protein kinase BAM1. The record is from RefSeq and is a predicted model, not a curated record. Gene Ontology annotation, molecular function: protein binding; ATP binding; protein kinase activity. The annotation marks the transcript as partial. Gene Ontology annotation, biological process: protein phosphorylation. The transcript has 8 exons. NCBI's taxonomy places the organism in Eukaryota, Metazoa, Chordata, Leptocardii, Amphioxiformes, Branchiostomatidae.